GGGAUAAGCGGUCACCAUUUCUCUCUAUUUGAACACUGCGUUCUCCUCUCUGUGGUUGAUUUUUCCAAGUCCAAGUGCAGAUAUCCAGUCAAUGCUACGACAACUGAAUCCGAAUAAUCCGGCUCACUGACCUUCAGGCAGACUGAUCCUAGCCAUGGCCAGAAGUUCGGCCAGCUCAGCAUCCGCCACAGUGACAAUGUCUUCCUCCAAAACCACACCUCCGUCCUCGCCUGAUCGGAGCACCCAUGUUGAGGCAAAAGCAGAAUCGCAGGAACCCAUGGUCAAAGAGGAGAACCGUAAUGUCGUCAAUAAGGAGGAUGAAGGGGAGAUGGAUAUGAAAUCUCGAGCAUUAACAAAUUUGCUUAAGACGAGCUCGGUUUUCGUGGCCAUUAUGGCAGACAAGAUGAAGGAGCAACAGAAGCGCAAUCAAGAACAGGCGAGACGAGCCGCGACUAAACAGGAGCACCAAGCAGUUAAGGAAGCGGAGCGCAAAGGUCCAACAAGAAAGUCGGACAGGGCGCAUGUGCAGAACGGUGGUGAUGCAAAAGACCAGGCUGACAGUCAGAGUAAAAAGAGCAACAACGGUCGAGGUCGCCCUGCGAAGCCAAAUGUGGCAAAGAAUAAUAUCACACAGUAUUUUGAUUCCAAGACUGCCAAAGCUGCCGAGGAGGGACCAUCCGUUCAGCAAGCUCUGGCAGAAGCCGCCGAGGAGUAUAAAGGAGAGGGUUUGGGCACACAAGAGCUUGUUGCGACCGAACAACCAAGUCUUGUGACCGGAGGCCAAAUGAAGAGAUAUCAACUUGAAGGUCUUGAAUGGCUCAAAACGCUUUGGAUGAACGGGCUCUCUGGUAUCCUGGCAGACGAAAUGGGUCUGGGAAAGACCCUUCAGUCAAUCUCUCUGAUUGCAUUUUUCAAAGAACACAAUAUCGCUGGUCCGUUUCUCAUCGUGGCCCCCUUGAGCACCGUUCGCAAUUGGGUCGAAGAAUUCAAACACUGGACACCUUCCAUUAACACGAUUCUCUACCACGGCAGUAAAGACGACCGCGACACAAUGCGCCGCAAGCGCAUGAAGCUUCAGGAUCAAGGCAAAGCCGACUUUCCCGUUGUCGUAACCAGCUACGAAAUAUGCAUGAAUGACAAAAAGUUCCUCACCAACUAUCAGUGGCGCUACAUCAUCGUGGAUGAGGGCCACCGCCUGAAGAACAUGAACUGUCGGUUGAUCAAAGACCUGAUGACCUAUAACAGCGCCAAUCGCCUGCUCAUCACCGGUACACCAUUACAGAACAACAUCGCUGAACUCUGGUCCCUAUUGCACUUUUUGCUUCCCGAAGUCUUUAAUGACCUUGACAGCUUCGAACGCUGGUUCGACUUCUCGAGCGUUCUGGAAGACAGGGACGACCCGAGUGGGAAAGCUUUGAAACGCAAAAACAACCUGGUUUCCACGAUGCAUGCCAUUCUCAAACCGUUCCUCCUCAGACGUGUCAAGACCGAUGUAGAGUCGUCCCUUCCCAAGAAGAGAGAAUACAUUUUGUACGCGCCACUUUCGGCUGAGCAGAAAGAAUUAUACAGAGAAAUCCUUGCUGGUACGAGUAGGAACUACCUCGAAGACAAAGCGGUCGAACGACUUGAAGCACGUAGUCGAGCGGCAAGCCUGAAGCGCAAGGCCAACGGGAGUGGGCGAUCUACACCAGCGAAAAGUCUAAAGACUAGUCGUGCAUCAACUCCUGCUUCGGUGGUAUCGGUUGGCUCAACACGACGGGGCAGGAAAGCUGCGCGGACGUCUUAUCGAGACGUCACUGACAGGGAGUUCAACUCUCGCUUGCGUCGUCUUGAGCGUGGAGAAGAAGAUAUCAGUCUGGAUGCAGUCACGCCUCCGCCAGAUACACCUGGCUUUUCAUCAGAAGAGGCUGAAGAACUCCAGCGUGUGCAGACACUUAAGUUGGCCAAGAAAGAGAUUGCCAGCAAGAAGCUCCAGAACCCGGUCAUGCAGGCUCGGCUUGCAUGCAAUUCUCCUCACAACUUCUACUGGCCCUGGAAACCUGCAACGGUGGAUGAAGAGGCAUCCGGAGACUUCCCCGCCGUCGACGAGACACUGGUCACAGCUAGUGGAAAGAUCCUCCUGCUUGACACACUGCUCCCGCGGCUAUUCAAGCUGGGACACAAGGUCUUGAUAUUCAGCCAGUUCAAAACGACGUUGGACAUCCUGGAGACGUACGCCAGCGAACUGAGGGAAUGGAAAUGUUGCCGCAUCGACGGAAGUGUGAGCCAAGAGGACCGUUACGAACAAAUUACAAGUUUCAACACGGACAAGUCUUUCAACUUGUUCCUGUUAAGCACUAGGGCGGGUGGGCAGGGCAUCAAUUUGACCGCGGCGGAUACGGUGAUAUUAUUCGAUAGCGACUGGAAUCCGCAACAGGACUUGCAGGCCAUGGACAGGGCUCAUCGCAUCGGCCAGACGAAACCGGUCAUUGUGUACAGGCUCGCCACAAGAGGCACGGUGGAGGAGACCUUGUUGUUCAAGGCCGACGCCAAGAGAAAACUGGAAAAGCUCAUCAUCCAAAAGGGCAAGUUCAAGAGUUUGUUGGCCGCCGAAGGAGAUGUGGUGGAUGAUGUGCGAGGCGUGCUGGAAGGUGAUGAUUUUGAAAAGUAUGACAUCCAGAGUAAAGAGGGAGGCAGCGGGAAGAUUUUGGGUGAAGACGAACUCAAAAUUCUCACCGAUCGCAGUGACGAGGCUUAUGAACGCGCAGAAAAGGGAUUGGAUAUCGGCGGUGAAGGUCUGGCGUUCAAGGUGGCAGACACAAAAGGUGGGAGUGAUGUACUUGAUGAUUUGACGGUGCGAAGUAAGAGUUGAGCUUGGAUAUCUAGAUGUUGACUUGUGUGUUUUAUCUGGUCUGAAUGGAGGGCUGGUAUUGUGUGGGUGUAUGGAUGGCUCUUGGGCAUGACAGGCCUGUUGGAAAGCUUGAGAUGGCCCAUAGAUACACCUACUUCUG
Exophiala oligosperma is the source of this 2990-nucleotide messenger RNA. RefSeq lists its product as uncharacterized. Gene Ontology annotation, biological process: pericentric heterochromatin formation; DNA methylation-dependent constitutive heterochromatin formation; negative regulation of gene expression via chromosomal CpG island methylation. Bases 155 to 2851 code for a protein of 898 amino acids. Gene Ontology annotation, cellular component: nucleus; pericentric heterochromatin. Lineage: Eukaryota; Fungi; Ascomycota; Eurotiomycetes; Chaetothyriales; Herpotrichiellaceae. The record is from RefSeq and is a predicted model, not a curated record. Gene Ontology annotation, molecular function: ATP binding; chromatin binding; ATP-dependent chromatin remodeler activity. The transcript has a single exon.